GGGGCGGCGGUGGAGCGGGGAGGGCUCUGAGAGCUGUGGGACGGCGAGGCUGGGACCGGCCGUCCGCUGGCACCGCAGACCGGGACCCGUGCCGCGCCGCUCCAGGUAAAAGGACACAGAAAAGAAGAUGGACUGGGGAACACUGCAAGCUGUUUUGGGAGGUGUAAAUAAACACUCCACCAGCAUUGGGAAGAUAUGGCUCACAGUGCUCUUCAUUUUCCGCAUCCUGAUCCUGGGAACAGCUGCUGAACUAGUAUGGGGAGAUGAACAGUCAGACUUUGUGUGCAACACCCAGCAACCUGGUUGUAGAAAUGUUUGCUAUGAUCACUUUUUCCCCAUCUCUCACAUCAGACUCUGGGCCCUGCAGCUGAUCUUCGUUUCUACCCCUGCGCUGCUGGUGGCCAUGCAUGUGGCUUACACCAGGCAUGAGAAGAAAAGGCGAUUCAGAAAUAGUGAUAAAAUCAAUAUUGAAGAGCUGAAAAAUGAAAAGAUUCACAUUCGAGGUCCCCUGUGGUGGACAUACACCUUCAGUAUCUUCUUCAGGAUCAUCUUUGAGGCAGUCUUCAUGUACGUGUUCUACUACAUGUACGACGGGUACCAGAUGCCUCGCCUGGUGAAGUGUGAUGCAUGGCCCUGCCCCAACACAGUGGAUUGCUUUGUGUCUCGACCUACUGAGAAAACCACCUUUACUAUUUUUAUGCUUGCUGUAUCUGGGAUCUGCAUGAUGUUGAAUCUGGCUGAGUUGUGUUACUUAGUGAUAAAAGUUUGCCUGAAAGAUUCUGGGAAAACAACAGUUUUAAAAUAGUUUCCCUGUUUUAUGAUUGCUUGGCUUCCCAGAUCCCCUCAGCAUUUACUUGGGUGUCAGAAAACAAUUGGCAAUAUUUUCACACUUGAGAAAAAGGAUAAAAACAAAAGGGCAUAUAUUUUUUUUUAUGAUAGCCUCUCUGGGAAGCUGCCACUGAGGCAGGUUUUAAGAUCAUGAGUUACUUUGAUAUUCCUGUAUCCAUAAAUAGAGAGAUCAGCCUCCUUGGCUGCACCUUUUCCAAGUAUGCCUCCUGCUGUGAUGGUCACUUGUGGGGAUGAGGAUGUCUAGUGCCACACAGAGAGGGGCUGCAAACAGACUGCAUCAAACGAUCGAUGCCAUUGAGGCAGGGCACAGUGAUUUCCUGCUCUUUUUCUCCCCAGCAUUCUGUGAUGAAUCAGUGAGGUAGAUCUUAUGUGAUGAGACUUUUUACUUGACAGGGCUUCCUUCAGCAGUGUUUUCCUGUGGUUUGUGUUUGUUUUUUUUUUUCUUCUUUUCUUUUUCUUUUUUUUUUUUUUUUCCCCAGUAAAGUUAAAACUGCCUUGUUUCAUUCUGACUCUUCUGGUUCUUCCCCAGAGGAAGUGGUUCAACACUUAAAAGUGUGAUAUGCAGCAGCUCAUACCUAUUGGUGCUCCAUCAGCCUAUUCAUCUUGUAUAGCUUUUCUUCAUAAAACCUCCAGUUCUGAUUAGGUGCACCUUUUAAUUAGCUGCAUCAAACCACUCCCAGUCUGUGGCACUCUACAUAGUGAGACUGAAGCACCUUUUCUCUUGUUGCCAUAGGGCUUGCAAAACUUACAGGUAACUUGCACAGCCAAAAUAGCAGUUUCCCAAAGUUUCCUCCUGAAAGUCAGGAGGAACAUGAAACCUCGAUGUUCACAUUGAUGAGUUGUGAAUUGUAUGUUAUGAACUUGAACUAUGUGAGUUCAUCUCAUCUCUCCAGAGCAGUUUCAAAACAUGUUCUGUUUUAUACCUGUCAUUGGCAGCUGCAGCAGUGCAUGCAGCAAUACAACGUACCCCCUUAGUGCUUGCCUGCUGAAUAUGCUUCUAGUAAACUGACUCUUCCUCUUUAGCUUUAAUAAUGCUCCUUCAUUUGGGAGGAAAGCCAGUUACUAUAGGUUCUCUUUCUGUAGCCAUCUCCUCAAAUACUUUUAUUGCUUCUGGAUAAACAAAGCUGUCUGAAUUAAGACUCAUGACCUCUCACUGUGUGCUGGAAUUGAAGCACAAGAAGGCUGCCACUGCUCAUGUGCUUAUCCAGUGUUGCAAUCUGACUGCAGAUGGAAAUUGUUCGCCAGACAUGGUCACAGAAAGAAAAGGAACAGCAUCCUUAGAAGUGUGAAUGAACAAAUAUAUAAAGUUAUUAAUAAUGAGCUGGACUGGAAACUUGCUCUGUAAAAACAUCCUUAAUACAACUCUAAAUAACAAAGCUUGGCACAUAUUGGAUUUGUGCUUGGUAAAGUUCCUGCACUGUUCUGUGUACGAGUACAAAGAGAACAAAAUAUCUGCACUCCCAGUGCUCUAGUAUUACAUUUCUUUUGUAACAACAAGAUUUGUAUUUUCAUCUGGAAUCAUAAUUAAAGGGCAUUUGUGGUGUCAAUUUUCUGUAUUACUUACAUGUGCCUAGAAUAUCUAGUGAAAAUCUGUUUACCACAAUAGAAAAUGAAUGCAGCAAUAAUACAUUUAAUAGCUGGGAGCUCUUGUAAGCAUUUUACCCUUCUGCCACAGGUUGUUUUUCAAUCUGUUACACUGCCUUUGCUAUCAAGUAUAUCCUGCAGACCUUGUGAGCCUAUAGUGGAAGGCCACGUGUGUGAUCUAUGCUAGAAAACAAAUACGUUGUGUAAAUCUGUGUCUUGUACUAGUGAAACUUCAGCUGGAAAUGGCUCACAAUAAACAAUGUAACUUCUCCAUAGAGGAGAGUUUGUUUUCCUAUUGUGCCUUUAACUGGAACCUGGAAUGUGCCAAAGCUGGCAACACCGAGAUAAGGUUAAUUAAUUAUCUUCAGCUGGUAGUUUGGCAACCAGAUGUCUUAAUAUGAGAAAAAGGUAGCAAUUGGGACAGUUGCUGAAAUUGACCCAAGAGAGGACUUUGAUCCAACUGUAGCAUUAGGUGUAACAGCUCUGCCAGGAGAUGUUUACUGUCUAUGAGAUUUCUGUUUAUAUGUGACUAAGCAAAUACUUUGUAAGAAAACAAACAAAAACCAAAACGUUGUUCAGAUACUUAAUAGGAAUUAAUCCCUCUACAACUAUUUCUCUGUGCCACAUUGCAUGGUUGACAAAUAAGAGAUUUCAUACAGAUUAAAAUACAGUGCUGUUUUGGAA
This is a messenger RNA of Coturnix japonica (Japanese quail), 3117 nucleotides long. Its product is annotated as gap junction beta-2 protein-like. Gene Ontology annotation, biological process: gap junction-mediated intercellular transport; cell-cell signaling. NCBI's taxonomy places the organism in Eukaryota, Metazoa, Chordata, Aves, Galliformes, Phasianidae. Gene Ontology annotation, molecular function: gap junction channel activity. Gene Ontology annotation, cellular component: connexin complex. The record is from RefSeq and is a predicted model, not a curated record.